Molecule: messenger RNA, 297 nt
Organism: Rangifer tarandus platyrhynchus (Svalbard reindeer)
Lineage: Eukaryota; Metazoa; Chordata; Mammalia; Artiodactyla; Cervidae
Source: the annotation of a GenBank genome assembly
AUGAGGGUUGCUGUCGUGAGGACAAAGCUUGAGAGUGGCUGGCUUCCUGGGGGAGCCAGGCAGCUUAGGAGUGGAAAUACUGAGUGGGACCAGAGUCGGAAUUCGAUGCCGCCCCGCAGAGGACACAGCGCUGGCCCCAGGGGGCCGGGAGUAUUCGGGAGAACGUGGGAGGCGCUGACCCGUCGGGGCAGAUGGAGAAGGGUGAAACUGGAGGAGGAGGACGUGGUGGAGCGUCAGGACCUCGGGACUGAUUUCGCCUGCGGGGCCCGUCUCAGUGGCGAGGAUGGUGCAGAGUGA